CCACCGCCGCCGCCGCCGGCACCGCCACCACCGCCGCCGCCUCGGAGCCCGGGCCUGGGGGGCGGUGGGGCCGCGUAUGGAGCCCCCGCCCCCCGGAGCUGCCAACAUUGCCAACGCUGCCGCCGCCCUACGCACAGGUUCCCCUGGGAUGACGUGAGCGCUCCCCCAGCGAUGGACCCAUCUGUGACGCUGUGGCAGUUUCUGCUGCAGCUGCUGAGAGAGCAAGGCAAUGGCCACAUCAUCUCUUGGACCUCACGGGAUGGUGGUGAGUUCAAGUUGGUGGAUGCAGAGGAGGUGGCCCGGCUGUGGGGGCUGCGCAAGAACAAGACCAACAUGAAUUACGACAAGCUCAGCCGAGCCUUGCGGUACUACUAUGACAAGAAUAUCAUCCGCAAGGUGAGUGGCCAGAAGUUCGUCUACAAGUUUGUGUCCUACCCCGAGGUCGCAGGGUGUUCCACUGAGGACUGCCCACCCCAGCCCGAGGUGUCUGUCACCUCCACCGUGGCAAAUGUGGCCCCUGCUGCUGUACAUACCACCCUGGGAGACACUGCCUCUGGAAAGCCAGGCACACCCAAGGGUGCAGGAAUGGCAGGGCCAGGCGGUUUGGCGCGCAGCAGCCGUAACGAGUACAUGCGCUCGGGCCUCUAUUCCACCUUCACCAUCCAGUCCCUGCAGCCACAGCCACAGCCACCCCCUCAUCCUCGGCCUGCCUCGGUGCUCCCCAACACUGCUCCUGCAGGAGCAGCAGCGCCCCCCUCGGGGAGCAGGAGCACCAGUCCAAGCCCCUUGGAGGCCUGCCUGGAGGCUGAGGAGGCUGGCCUGCCUCUGCAGGUCAUCCUGACCCCACCUGAGGCCCAGAAUCUGAAAUCAGAAGAGCUGAAUGUAGAGCCAGGUUUGGGCCACCCAUUGCCUCCAGAAGUGAAAGUAGAAGAGCCCAAGGAAGAAUUGGACGUCGCGGCAGAGGCGGGGUUUGUGCCGGAAACUGUUAAGGCUGAGCCGGAAGUCCCUCCUGCGGAGGGCGUGCCAGCCCGGCUGCCCGCCGUCGUGAUGGAGGCUGCACCGCAGGUGGGGGGCCUCGCGGCUUCCAGCACUGAGGUCGCCCAGCCGCAGAAGGGCCGAAAGCCCCGAGACCUGGAGCUUCCACUCAGCCCGAGCCUACUGGGUGGGCCGGGACCCGAACGGACUCCAGGCUCAGGAACUGGCUCCGGUCUGCAGGCGCCUGGGCCGGCACUGACGCCGUCCCUACUGCCAACGCAUACAUUGACCCCGGUGCUGCUGACGCCCAGCUCACUGCCUCCCAGCAUUCACUUCUGGAGCACCCUGAGUCCCAUUGCACCCCGUAGCCCGGCCAAGCUCUCCUUCCAGUUUCCGUCCAGUGGCAGCGCCCAGGUGCACAUCCCUUCCAUCAGCGUCGAUGGCCUCUCGACCCCCGUGGUGCUCUCCCCAGGGCCCCAGAAGCCAUGACUACCACCACCAUCCCCUUCCGGGAUCACUCAGUCCAUGCCCCUGAACUUCUCUCCAGCCAGCCAUCUCAAGGAGAAACAUAGUUCAACUGACAGACUCAUGCUCUGGUUGUGGUGGGGUGGGGAUUCUUGGAAAGAAGGAUCUCUUAACAACUCCUCCACGGAAAACACACAACUUCUGUCUUCUUCGUCAGUCCCCCAGUGGCCGCCUUCACACGUCUCCUACUUCAGUGGUAGGGGCGGUUUAUUUAUUUAUUUUUUGAAGGCCACUGGGAGGAGCCUGGCCCAACCCUUUUAGCAGGGGUGGUUAGCACAUCUCCCCCACCUCCCUACUUUUUUUCCCAAGACAAGACAAUCUGGGUCUGGCUUGAGAAGGCUCUUUCUUUAUUUAUUUCUCAGCCUGCCCUUGGGGAGAUGAGGAAGCCCUGUCUUCCGUUUUGGGAUGUGGGUAGAAGAGCUAGUUUGUUUCGUUUUAUUAUUCCUGACCAUAUCAAGGGUCUAGGAGGAAUUUGUACCAUUUAAUGGGUUGGGAGUCUUGGCCAAGGAAGAAUGACACCCUUGGAAUAAGAAUUUCCACCUCCCCAACCUUUCUCUCAGACAGCUUGUCCUUCUUUCAAUCAACUUUUUGGCCAGGGAGGAAUGCUCCUUUGUUCUUCUCCUCCCUGAGAAGCCAUCCCUUUGUCUGCCAAACUCCCUGGGGUCCUGCCUGUUACCUCCCAAUGGAGGGUUUUCUUGGGGGAUGGUCCCCGUCUGGGGGGCCCCUCCAGCCAGUACUCCAGGUCUCCCUGUCUCUCACCCCCUGCCAUUUUGAUAGUAUAAUCUAUUUUUAAAUGGGGCUUUUCAAUAGGGGAGAGGGGGGCAUCUCUUCCUAUAUCUGAUGGGGUGGGUGGGAAGGAAGGGAUUUGGGGGGGAAUCCUCCUGCUACCCCCAAGUGUUUAUUUUUGAUACCAAACAUGUAUUUUCAGCUCCCUCCCUCCCAGCCCCCCAAUUUCCUGCGGGCGGGUACAAAGGACCCUUUAAGUGUCCCUGGAGUUGGGAGGGAGGAAUGGGGACAUAAAGCCUGUCCUAUCUCGAUUCCAGGCCAGAGAGAGUGGGUUCAGAAGACUCCUGGGCACACCUCCUGUCAGCACCAGCCCAGCCCAGGCCUGGGGACCUGGGGGUUGGUGAUUUGGGGGACGGUGCUACACUCGUCUCCACCAUGUUUUACUUCCCCAAAAUGGACCUUUCUUUUCUAAGAGUCCCAGAGAAUGGGGAAUUGUUCCUGUAAAUAUAUAUUUUUAAAGGUG
Propithecus coquereli (Coquerel's sifaka) is the source of this 2749-nucleotide messenger RNA. It is a transcript of the gene ELK1, whose product is annotated as ELK1, member of ETS oncogene family. Bases 172 to 1464 code for a protein of 430 amino acids. Gene Ontology annotation, biological process: regulation of transcription by RNA polymerase II; cell differentiation. NCBI's taxonomy places the organism in Eukaryota, Metazoa, Chordata, Mammalia, Primates, Indriidae. The transcript has 6 exons. The record is from RefSeq and is a predicted model, not a curated record. Gene Ontology annotation, molecular function: DNA-binding transcription factor activity, RNA polymerase II-specific; sequence-specific DNA binding. Gene Ontology annotation, cellular component: nucleus.